CACAAUUUCAACUUUCUCCCCUCUCUGCAAACUCCAUCUUAAUUACCUCUUCCAUCACUGCCUAUGGCGGCUUUUGGUGCUGUAACCAUUUUAAUGGACACACUCCAUCUACACUUCCUCCAACCCACACCCCUUUUCCCUCUUCGCAACAAAACAAAGGUCAAAUUACUUUACAAAAAUCUGUCUUCUUUGCGAACCUCUCUUGAACAUGAUUUCAAAGUGGGAGCGUGCGAUGAAGCAGUGAAAGCAUUGGAAGCACAAAUGAGAGAUGUCUCAGUUGAACUAAGGUUCCAAAUAGAACACGAAUUGAGAUUGUUUUACCUGGGGAAAUCCAUGAAGCUUAGACUUCACUCUGCUCAAAAGCUUCUUCCCAUCUUGAGUGGAGCAAUUAAAGGCGGCAUAGAAAGUAUGGAUUUCAAUUCUGUGAUGGAGAUCCUAAGGAAGCACUUCACGCUGCCGGUAUCAGGCAUGCCGCCUCAUAUAUACAAAAGGGUCAAAUCUUUUUGCAGGCAGCAUCAACGCUUUCUCUAUGGAAAACAAUAUGAAGAAAAGAGUGAGGAUGAUGAGCAAGAUAGUGAUGAUGACGAGGAAUGCCGGCUCGUAAUGAGGUACUUCAUAGGGCCCGUAUGGCGCGUGUCGUCUCAAAUAAAGAAAAAGGUGAAAUCUUGUUUCAGACGGGAAAGGAAAAUCGACAGAAGGAGGUAUAUGUUGUUGUACAAAGCAGAAAGUGUAAUCAGACAAGAAGUGAGAGCCUCUUAUCUCAAUAAGUACAUGAAACAACGGAUACAGGCUACACAAAGGAUUCGUCAACUCUUCAUCCAAGGAAUUAGCCUCACAUCUUACAUCAAGAAAGACAUGUUGAAGGUUAAGAAUGCAUACCACCAAUCCAACAACUCACAAAACAACAAUCCUGCUUCUCUUAGAGGGCUGGAACCCGAUAACAUUAUGGUUGUUGAUUCAAAGUCUACAAUCAAAAUGGUGGGCUGCGAUGAUGUCUUCAACACCAUAAAGGACAACCUGUGGCAGCAAUCCUCAAAACUAGAAAUUAUCUCAAUUGUGGGAAUGGGUGGUAUCGGUAAAACCACCUUAGCAAGAAAGAUUUAUGAAGAUGCUUCAAUCAUUUCUUACUUCGAUUGUCAAGCUUGGGUUACUAUCUCACAGGAUUAUAAUCCAACACAAGUGUUCCAAUGCCUGCUUCAUUCUCUUGCCCCUGCAGGGGCCAGUCACAACAAUGGAGCUAGCAACUACGAAUUGGCUCGUGAGCAAGUAUACAAGCUUCUAAUACACCGAAGGUAUUUGAUCGUAGUAGAUGAUAUUUGGAGUACAGAUGUCUGGGAUGAUUUAAAGAGAUGUUUUGAGGAUGACAAUAGUGGAAGUCGAAUAUUGUUGACCACUCGGCAAAAAAAUGUGGCCGAGUAUGCUGAUUCAGGUAAUCAUUUUUGCCAUACCUUACCUUUUUUGGAUUCAAAUGAAAGUUGGGAUCUUUUUCAGAGCAAGGUGUGUAAGAGAUUGUCCCCUGAAUUUGAUAAAAUUGGUAGAGAGAUAGUAGACAAGUGCAAAGGAUUACCUCUUGCAAUUAUUGUGGCUGCUGGACUCCUCUCAAACUCCAACCAAACCUUUAUUCAUGAAUGGGAGCAUAUUGCAAAAUGUGUCCCUGCUUUGAGUUUAGAUCAACAGGGUGAGAACAUCAUUGAUUUGAGUUACACCUUCUUGCCUCAUCACCUUAAACUUUGUUUUUUGUCAUUUGGGUGUUUUCCAGAAGACGAUCAGAUUGUUGAAAGUACAAUCGUUGAUUUUUGGGUUUCAGAGGGAUUUCUAAAGGUUUUGAGGUCUGAGAGCAUGGAAGAUGUGGCAAGGAAAAAUUUACAAGAUCUUGUGGAUAGAAAUCUUGUUCUAAGUUGUGGAGAUGGAGAUAAUAUAGAAUUCUAUCAAAUGCAUGAUGUGUUGCGUGAAUUGGCUUUGAGAGAAGCCCAAAAAGAAAAUCUUUUAUGUUCCAAGAAGGGUUAUGAAAUAAGUUUGAGGUGGAAGAGAAAUGAAUCAAUAAAGUCUUCCCAUAUAUCUCAACCAUGGAGUAUCCAAUCAAGAAUUUGCAGUUACAACAGUGUAACUCCUAACACUUCUUCACUGAUUGAUAAUGGGUACAGUACUUCAAGAUGGGUGGGGGUGCAUGCACAUUUUAAGUUUUUAAGGGUAUUGAAUCUAUCCUUGUGGACACGUGAUAUAAAUGUCCAUAAUAUUUUUCUGGAGAUUGUGGGUCUAGUGCAUCUGAGAUUGUUAAGUAUUCCUUGUUGGUUGAAUAUUCAUUGUCUGUCUUUGUUCAUGUUGCGGAAUCUACAGGACCUAAGAGUUUAUGAGUAUUCAUCAUGUGAACCCCUCGAUAUUUGGGGAUUACCUCAACUGAAGCAUAUCAGUAAUUCCGCCGGUUAUACACUAGUUCCUCCAAGAUCAGUUCAUCAUAAUUUGGAGAGCAUUAGAAGUUUGGAUUAUAGGAGUUGUACAAAGGAAUUGUUCCUGAGGAUCCCAAAUCUAAGGACAUUGCAAGUUACUACUAAUCAUGAAAUUAAAUUCAAAGCUCCCAAUUGGUUUGAAAGUCUUGUCUAUUUAUAUAAAGUGGAAGUACUAGUGGUUAAUGCCGAUCUUGGGGAGUUUAGUACUAUUUAUUCUAUGAGGAUACUAAGCCUAGAGAAUUUUUUGCCAAAUCUUAAGCGGUUAGAUUUGUCUAAUACAAAUUUAAAAUGGGAGGAUAUGGAUGUUGUUGGUAGGUUGUCUAAACUUGAGGACCUCAGAUUGUGGCUAUAUGUUGUUAAGGAUCGAAAAUGGGAACCCAAAGAUGGAGGAUUUGGUCGAUUAAGGUUCUUGGAGAUACAUUCGAGUCCUCUACAAUAUUGGGAAGCCACUAGUAAUCAUUUUCCAAUCCUUGAAAAGCUAGUCCUUGGUGAUAUAAAAUUGAAAGAAAUUCCUAGUGAUUUUGUAGAAAUAACUACUCUCAAAUCAAUCAUGUUAUAUGAGUGUUCAAAAUCACUUAUAUCAUCUGCUAAGCGUAUUCAAAAAGAGCAACAAGAGUAUGGAAACGACACAUUUGUUGUUGAUUUCAGAUGGUAGCAGCUAGGUUGGCCAGAGGUUGGCAAUUAGUGAAGAAAAUGCCAAAAAUUCACAUUAGUUAGCUACUGCAUGCUUUACAUUAUGCUUCCAUUCCAUGAAGUCAAUUCUAAAGGGAUCUACCUCUCAUUACCAAACACAACAGCCUUUGUCAUAAUUGAAUUGAAUUGAAACAACGCUAGCUGAGGUUGUCUGUAUGUUCAUAAGCUCCAUGAAGAUCAGAUCAGAUCAGAUCAAAUAGAUGCAACCAACACACCAUACAUCUACUAUACAGCAGCAUUACUGUAAUCUGAAGCCUUCAACAGAGCAGAAUCCCUCGGUCCCCUGGAGGUUUUGAGCUGAUAAGUUGCGGAAUGGAGUAAAUUGAGAGUAUUUUGUACGUGCAUUGAAGAAUUUGGGUCGACGCUAAUGUUGGCAUGAGGGCAAAUUAAGAUUCAAGCAUCAAUGAUUUCUAGUGAUUUUGCAAAUGUAGUUACUCUUAAAUCAAUCAAGUUUUUGGUAUAUAUAAGAGAGGUAUCUUCACAAAUUGUGCAAUCAAUUUGGAUUGAUUCAGUUAGAUUUUUGUGUUCACCGCAAAUAGCAAAGAACUCAAACUUGCGGUGAAUAUAUAUGUGAUUUCGAUCAUAUAUGAAUCAAUAGGGGCAAAGACCAAAAAAUCUUUCUCAAUGGAAGCAUGUUAAGUGUCCUCAACAAUGGAGGGGUGUUGAGUGUGGAUAGUGUUAUGAAGUAUGUAUAUGCAUGAAUUAUGCACAAAAUAUUCCACAUUCACUUCUUUGGACGAGGUAUUUCAAAACACUAUGACAUAUUUCAUGGGGAUGUUAAGUCUAGAGAAUUUUUUGCCAAAUCUCAAGGAGUUAAAAUUCUCUAAUACAAGUUUAAAAUGGAAGGAUAUGUAUGUUGUUGGAUCACUAAUUAUUUUCCGGAGUAGGGUGGGUAGGCGGGUGGGACUUCUUGGAGUGCAUAUAUGCGUUGAAAGCUAGAGUUUGAGGAGGAUUGGUUGAGGUUGAUUACG
Messenger RNA from Ipomoea triloba (trilobed morning glory), 4111 nucleotides. Its product is annotated as putative disease resistance RPP13-like protein 3. NCBI's taxonomy places the organism in Eukaryota, Viridiplantae, Streptophyta, Magnoliopsida, Solanales, Convolvulaceae. Bases 64 to 3102 code for a protein of 1012 amino acids. The record is from RefSeq and is a predicted model, not a curated record. Gene Ontology annotation, biological process: defense response to other organism. Gene Ontology annotation, molecular function: ADP binding. The transcript is spliced from 10 exons.